AUGAAAGUUUUGUGGCCCCAGUAUGUGAAAGACAGAAUAAAAACAACCUACAUGUACUUUGGAAGCUCAAUUGCUAUUACGGCUGCAAGUGCUCUAGCGGCAGUCCGCUCUCCAGCUAUUAUGCGCCUGGUUAUGGCAAAUGGAUUCAUGGGAUUUGCCAUCAGUUUAGCUGCUAUUAUGGGGACUGGUAUUCUUGCCCAAAGUAUUCCGUAUUCAGAAGGCUUUGGAAGCAAACAACUGGCUUGGAUGCUUCAUGCUGGAACUAUGGGAGCUAUGAUAGCUCCUUUGUGCUUCCUAGGAGGACCUCUUUUGAUCAGAGCUGCUUGGUAUACAGCUGGAGUGGUUGGUGGGCUCAGUACAAUUGCAGUUUGUGCUCCCAGUGAAAAAUUCCUGUAUAUGGGUGGUCCUCUAGCUAUGGGUUUAGGUGUUGUGUUUGUGUCAUCAAUUGGUUCAGUAUUUCUUCCACCCACAACAGCACUGGGUGCUGGCUUAUACUCAAUAAGUUUGUAUGGUGGUUUGAUACUGUUUUCUGGCUUCUUGCUUUAUGACACUCAGAGGAUAAUUGCACAAGCUGAGAGAUAUCCUGCCAAUCCCGAAGCACUUGGAAUCAGGCCUUAUGAUCCUAUCAAUGCCUCUAUUGGAAUAUAUUUGGACACUCUUAACAUCUUCAUCAGGAUAGCGACUAUCUUAGCUGGAGGUGGUCAAAAAAGAAAGUAG
Messenger RNA from Diabrotica balteata, 717 nucleotides. The record is from the annotation of a GenBank genome assembly. Lineage: Eukaryota; Metazoa; Arthropoda; Insecta; Coleoptera; Chrysomelidae.